CAACCAAACACGACCGGCAUUAAGUAGUGAAAAAAAGUAAAUUCAAUUGCGCGUGUUGCCAGUUUUUGUGCACAAUUCGACUGCGGUAUAUAACGCGUAACGCGGCGUCUAAUUAUAAAAACGAGUUAUAAACAGUUUUUCCUUCUGCCUAAAGUGUGCUAUUGUUAUUGUUGUGUGAAAAUACGGGCAAAAGUGUAAAGUGAUGCGACGAAGCGACUGCAUUUAAACGCGGAAAUUUUGUGCAUAGCCGGUAGUUUGAGAAAAGUUUUUCGAACACGUCAAACUUCGUGAACCGCGUACCGCGCGCUUGUGAAAAUAAUACAUUUUGCAAUAAGUUAAUAAGCAGCGCUAUUAAGUGCCUUUGUUUUAACUGCCGUGCAAAAAGGUCCGUGUGAAUGUAGCGUGCGCGCGCUAAUAACAACCACAACAACAAUAACAACCUGUGUAUAAGUAAACGUCAGGCAAAUUAAGUCACUGAUUUUACCUGUAAAACCGACGUGUGACAAGACGCGCCGCGGCACUGGCUUAUUAGAGAGCCGCGCAACGAGUGGCGCCACGACUUAAUCAUUGUAAUUAUGUGCAAUUACAAGAAUAUAACACUGUUAUAUAACUGUAAAAUGUGUGCGCGUUAAGCGCGCUUAUAUUUCUCAAAGCAAACUGCGAGCUAGCGAGUCACAAAGGCAGUCAUUGUAACGCGGCGCGCUACCGAAAAUAAUAAAGUAAUAAACAACAGCGUUGCAACUGUAAAGUGCUCUCCACUCCACUUAAUUUAUGGCAACUGCGUAUGCGUACGCGCGUGCGUCCAGUGAACCGCGUGCAUGUUAUUAACACUUUGGCUGCGUAACGUUUUUGACACGCGCGCGUCAAAUAGUUUUUCGGCCACAAUACGCGCGUAUAAUUAAAAAUGCAAAGGAGUCGUUCGAAAGCAUGAGCGCAAAUUGCUGAUAAUAGUAAGUGUAAUUGGCUUUUCACCACAAAACGAUGAUAAGACAAAUAGUGGCAAGCGAAGUUGCAAACGCUCAGCAUACAUGCCUUGCUGCGCUCAACUAACAGCUUCUAUGCAUCUUCAUUGCGAACGUAACGCGCGCCACUCUGCACUUGCUGCUACUGUGACUUCGACUGCUGCUGCUGCUGCCGUCAGUUUUCCCCAGUAAUGUGUUAUCGUUGCAUGCGCCCGACUGCAGCCAUCCUGUGUCCAGCCGCCGCGCUCAUUUAAGGCGAUACCGUGCGCAUUUUCCAUUCAUUCACAAAUCAACCGUCGUGCGCUAUUGUCGGCUGCUCGGCUGCCGUUUACAUUCACAAAACGUUUUCCUUCGCCUUUUUCAUUUCGAAGUCGCAAGUCAUUCAUGAGACGCGCUGCUCGCCACACGCGCGUACGUUCUUAGUGCAUUCGCGUAAGCUGAUUGUCAGCAGUGAUUUUGUGACAAGUGAAAUGAAAUGUGAAAUGAAAUAAAUGCAUGAAGCAAAUCGCUAUCGCAAAUGCAAGACGCAAUAAAAUUAAAUGCAAAAUGCAAUUCAAAUGGCCAGCAAAAAAAAAAAUAAAAAUAAAUAUUUUUUUUUAAUGCAAAAUUAAAUAUAUGUGAAUGCGGAGUAUAAUAAUCCCAACGUAAAUCGUAAAAAUUCGUCGUUGCACUCACCGCGCGCUGUAAUUAACGGUUAUAAAAUUGAUGAAAUGUGCUUGUGUGUGUGAUAAUGGCAUUACAAUCGGUUUUAUGAAAAACGCAAUUGCACGAAUACACGGCAAAAAAUUAGUGUAUAGAAAGAUACGCAGUCGGUCAGCAAAGUGUGCGCCCGGGCGCUUGGACGGCAACGCGUACACGUAGCCACGCACAUUUAUAUGCAUGUAGCACAUCCGAUAGCUAUCUACGCACUCGCAAAACACAAAUUAUACGUGUAAACAACGCGUGGACAUACACACUAACACACACACUCGCCCGCGUACAAGCGCCUCUGCAAAAAAAGCGUCAACGAUUUGCGAACGGCCGGAUCAACAGCAACACAAAGGCCAAGCAGACAGACAACCCACCGGCAACAAGCCACCAGCCAACAGGCAGCCGGUCAGCCACACAGCGCUAGCCACAGCUCAACAGCUCGACAACGCCGGGCGGAAAGCGCUUUCGAGUGGCGCAUACAAAACUUGGGAUUGCCCGCGUGUCUGUGUCUCCGACUGCCGCGCGGCGACGACGACGACAACGCGAAGCCAAUUCAAACUGUAGCAGAUAUCAAUCCACAUGCUGAGCAUAAUUAAUUUGCCGCACGUCAGUUGAGUCGGUCAGUGGUAGUGCGCGCAGCCGACACACCUACAAACAUACAAACGCGCCGGCUGUGCGACGGACAGACAGACUAUAGACAGUUGUUUGUGUGUGUGGUGUUCGCUAGCUGGUAGCGUCUGCUACUGUUGCUCAACGCUUCAAUGCGAACAAGUGUAUAUAUGUGUGCGUGUGUUUCAACAUUUAUGCAUUAACUCAUACAUGUGUGUGUGUGUAUGCAUAUAUAUGUGUGUAGCGCUGUUCUAAAGCAUUUCCAUGCAUUCGGUUUUAUUGGAGCGCAGCCGCUACCGUUGUCUGUAUGUAUGUAAAAUCGCGCGCGCUUGCUCUGAAUAAUGUCAAUACAUACAUAUAUACAAAGCUAUAUUUUACAUACAUAAGCUCAGGCGUUAAUAUAUGUGUGCGUAUGUAAAUAUGCGCGUCGUGCGUACCGAUCGCUGUUCCACAACUGAAUUCUGCAAACAAGUAUUAUAUACUAUAGACGACAAAAAGUAUAAAUAAUUAUAAUAAUAAUUAAUGUUAAAAUAUACUUAAAACAACAACAACAACAAAUGCCAAACAGUUAAAACUGCUCCACCUCGCAAUGCUACCGUUUCCAUGCACCACAACCGAUUACAACGUUCUAAAGCUGAUUCGAAAUAAUGUAUAUGAGAAUAUCGCUACAAUUGUUGAAACACAUUUUUGAAAAGCAAAAAAAUCCGGUUCCUUCAACGCAAUCAUUAAAUAUGUCGCUAUGGAGUUUUCAAAACAGCAACAACAACAAAACCACAACACACUGAAAUGUAAUACCUAGAUGCUCGCCAGUAUUGCUGCAAAACCUGAAACCUUGCUGAAAUAAAUUAAAAGCAAAUCGAAAAAACGAAAAUAAAAACAAAAAAAAAAGCAAGCGAAUAAAACAACAAAAACAAAAGACACUUGCAAUGAACAAGGAAAUGCGAAAGAGGCAAAAGCCGCAACGACGGCAAUAUGCAAUUAAAACAGCAACAAAGCGCACAGCACUCGCACUAACUACAACAACAACAACAAUAGCAACAACACCAACAGCACCGCCAACCCGUGUGACAGUGAACAACGAAUUCGUGCGCACAAUGGCAAUUGUUGCUGAUAGCGCAGAUAGCGUUGCUGUUGUUGUUGCCAACGACGAGCAGGCUCAAAGUUGCUGCGCCAACAACGAGCAACGCUGCAACAACUGUCGACAACGGCAACAACAAGAGCGGCAACAGCAACUUCGGCCUACACAGUCCGCUGCACUGUCGCCACAGCAACAACAAUCACAACAACAACAGCGCCAGGGAUGUGAGCAUCAUGUACAACGCCAUCUGCGGUCAUGGCCGGGACAGCGGUCAAAGUUCAGCGCCUGGUUGCUGACAACUGUGUUCAUCGUGGCCAUUUGCCUGGUGCAGAGCGCGCACACGAAUCUCUUGUUUGGCAAUUUGUUAUCGUGUUCCAAUGAAGGUGAAGUGGUGCAAAUUACGGAACUGAAAAUAACUUCAAAAUGUUAUCAGUGUACCUGCAAGAAUGGAUUUGUAAACUGUGAAAAGGGAAGCUGUCCACCGAUUGACGAUUGCUAUCUAUUGGAUCCCAAACCGCGUGACACAUGUUGUAAAAAGUGCAAAGGUUGCAUAUACCGUGGUAUACCAUACCCAAGUGGCUCUGAGUGGGCUGAUCCCGAAGAUCCGUGUAAGACUUACAAAUGUGUGGCCAGUGUUGUCACCGAAACGACAAUGAAAUGCUUCAAUCAGUGCGACGAUGAACACGUCAUACCGCCAAAACCCGGUGAAUGCUGUCCGACAUGUCAAGGUUGCAAGAUCAACGGACAAACGGUGGCCGAGGGUCAAGAGGUAGUCGGCUCGAUAGACGAUCGUUGUAUGGUAUGUCAAUGUUCGCAAAACGAGCUGACAUGCGCUAAGAAAACAUGUCCCAUACUCCAGUGCCCCAUCUCAAAGCAAACGCAGAAUCCCAACGAAUGCUGUCCACGCUGUACCGAACAACGGGAAUUCAUGCCGGUAUAUGGCAAGUGCAUUUUCAACAACAAGGUCUACUACGACAAGACGCAAUUUAUGCCCGACCGUUGCACCAACUGCACCUGCAGCAACGGCACCUCGAUCUGUCAGCGCAACACCUGCCCCAUACUGGAGUGCUCGCCCGAGUAUCAGGAAAUGGACGGUUGCUGCCCGCGUUGCAUCACCUCCGAGGUGCGUAACGAAUGCAUACACAAGGGUGUGACCUACAUGAAUAAUGAAACAUGGAAUUUAGGACCCUGCCGUUCGUGUCGCUGCAUUGCCGGACAAAUACGUUGCUCAGAGAUGCGUUGUCCGCCGUUGAAAUGUAACUCCAACGAAGUGAAGAAAACAUUGCCGGGUGAGUGUUGUCCGCGCUGCAUUGAGACGCCCGGUACAUGCACCGUCUUCGGCGAUCCACACUUCAAAACGUUCGACGGCAAAUUCUUCAGCUUUCAGGGUUCAUGCAAGUAUCUGCUAACGGCCGACUGUCACGACAAAACAUUCUCCAUACGUUUGACGAACGAUGGACGCGGCACGAAACGUUCGUCUUGGGCGAAAACGGUAACGCUGAAGAUGCGCGGCAUGCGCGUCACUUUGGGUCAGAAAAUGCGCGUCAAAGUGAACGGCAGUCUCGUGAUACUGCCGUAUAGCGGCGCAACGGGCACACCGAUUGUCAACAUCGAACGACUGGGCGAACACAUAAUGCUGCAAACCGAUUUGGGUUUGAAACUCGAAUGGGACGGCAACAAUUUCCUACAAGUGACCGCACCGACCGCCUACAAAAAGAAGCUAUGCGGUCUGUGCGGCAAUUACAAUGGCAUCGGACGUGAUGAUCUCAGCAGCCGUGAUGGCAAUAAUCACACCGACAAGGAGGUAUGGCGUUUCGCCAACUCCUGGAAGGAAGGCGGACCGAAAGCAUGUUCGCGACGUGUGGAAAAGAUAUCGGCGCGUCCCAAUUGUAAGGAGCGCAAAGCGAACGCCGCCUGUCGGUGGCUGCGCGAAUCUGAAGUAUUCGGUAACUGUGAUAAUAGACUAAAUCCCAAUAACUAUUUUGACGCGUGCAAGAUGGACGUGUGCGAGUGUCCCAAUCGCAUGUGUCAUUGUGACAGUUUCGCGGCCUACGCGCACGAAUGCCGACGCCUCGGUGUCGAAGUGUCGGAAGAGUGGCGCAAGCGCACCAAAUGCCCGGCGGGUAUGUGGCGCCGCAAUGCAACCAAAAUGGCGCUGCUGCAGCAUCAUCAACACAUUGGCGGUGGUGGCGGCGGCGGCGGCGUCAGUAAUGGUGUGCGCAGUGGCGCGCAAGCGCGUCGUCGCAAGCACCACCAACAGCAAAAGCAGCAGACACAACAACAACUGGAACGGCAGCUGCAGCUGCACGUGCCGAAGAGUCUGCUGGCGCACAAGUCGCCGAAUCGAACGCCGCCGCCGUUGCAUUGAGUCGCGAGUGUGGCUACCACCUGCGCAUACAUACAUACAUACAUUCAACACUAAGCUAUCUUAGGCUAUGAGUAAUACACAUACGUAUAUAAACACAUACAUACAUACAAAUAAGUUAUGAAUUUUAUAUUUAGCUAGAAAAAAGUGAAAAAUUAUUUAUAAAAAAGUAAGCGUGAAAGCACAUUGCUUCAGGUCAGCUAAUUUAAGCUUAUAUAUGUGUGUGUGUGCGUUGAUUUUUUUUGUAAUUAUAAAGCACCUGCGUUGUAUUUGUAUGUGUAUUUGUAAACGUAAUUGAAGCAUCACUGUUUUCUGUGCUGUUUUAUACCACUUUGCUAUUAUUAUUAUAACUGUUAUACUUAAUUAUUACUCAAUUAGUUCUUAUUUAAGCCUAAUUCUAUAAAUGCUAAGUGUAUAUAUGUAUUAGUAGCUCUUAUGUGUGUUUACUGUAUAUUUUAUUCUAAGUACUAUAGCGAAAUUCGUCUACUUCAACCGUAACGGUUCCUAACUCACACAUGCACAUACUAACAAACUUACAUAUAUUUGCAUGUACUCACCAACACACUCAUAUACACAUACAUGCACACCCAUUUGCAUGCAAAAGUUGGCAUGCCCGUCUCCCCUGCGAAAUGAGUAGCGCAAAUGGCACGCCUGUGUCAAGACACUCACACUGCAAAGCCUUUUCCCAUUUCUCCAUUGAAGUCAAGCUCACAAAUGUUCUUAAAUUUGUUUUUUAAUUACUACUUGCUAAAGUAGCAGUCAUAAAAUGCUUUUGUGACGUGACAUUAAGCACGAUUUUCAGCUAUUGAUUCACCGUUUUCAAAGAAAUACUGUUACAAUGUUAUUUUGUACUCUAUUUAUUACUUUUUCUUUAUAGUUGCAAAUAUUGGGUAGUCGAAAAAGUCUUUUCGUA
This is a messenger RNA of Bactrocera neohumeralis, 6617 nucleotides long. RefSeq names its product BMP-binding endothelial regulator protein (gene cv-2). Bases 3188 to 5707 code for a protein of 839 amino acids. NCBI's taxonomy places the organism in Eukaryota, Metazoa, Arthropoda, Insecta, Diptera, Tephritidae. The record is from RefSeq and is a predicted model, not a curated record. Gene Ontology annotation, molecular function: protein binding. The transcript has 9 exons.